Molecule: messenger RNA, 1716 nt
Organism: Caenorhabditis briggsae
Lineage: Eukaryota; Metazoa; Nematoda; Chromadorea; Rhabditida; Rhabditidae
Exons: 6
Coding region: 1-1716 (571 amino acids)
Biological process (GO): protein dephosphorylation
Molecular function (GO): protein tyrosine phosphatase activity
Source: RefSeq, a predicted model, not a curated record
AUGUUGCCAAAGAACUAUCCAAAAACAAGCACAAAACGAAGAGAAUCACAGAAUGUUCCGCCACCACCAUUGGAAAAUGUUCCUCCAAUAAUGCAUCAACCCCGCGAUCGUCGAAACAAGGACACCACCAGAAGUGUGAUGCAAACAGUCGAAGAACCACCAUCCAAUCAAUUCAAAAGAAAUACGAACAUGCUUCCCCCAAAGACUCAAAUGUUGCCAGUAAACCCUAGCCAAAAUCAAUAUCCUAUCCCGCCGCCGGCUCACUCUCCAAUGAACAAUUUCCAACAGAACAACUAUCCGAAAGAACUUCCUGCCAAAACCAUGAUGCUGCCUCCAACCCCGAUGGUUCCAAUUCAAGCAGCUCCACAGUCUCCUGCGAGAACUCAGAUGGUUUCAGUGACUCCAAUGGCGAACUCUACACGCCCGUCUCAAGGAUUCAACCCGUAUAACCCACCUCCUCCACUCCCUACACCAAUGACACCAAUGCAACAACCACCCCAACAGCCACCAUCACCGUAUGCACGUACACCAAAAAACACAAACGCGUCUGUUGGAACUCUGAUGCCCGUUGCUCAAUUACCAGCCAUCACCGCUUCAACUCCAUCUAAUCUUCCGCCGCCUCCACCAACAGCGCCAGCCCCAGUAUAUCAACCAUCUGCAGAACUUUUCAAAAAGUCAAAGGAGAAAGGUGGAACGAUAGACGAGGCAGAAGCUUCUGAGAAAGCUAAGAGGAAGGAAAUGAUAAAUAACUGGAUCCGACAAGUGUUGACAAAUGGGAUUGAGGGAUUGAAAAAGGAGUACAAAGAUGCACCAAACGGAGGUACUAUCGAACAGGCUCAAGUGUUCCACAACAAUCCGACUCGGAAUCGGUAUACCAAUAUUCCAUGUUGUGAUGCAACACGUGUCAAGUUGGAUGGAGAUCCCAAUUUUUAUAUUCAUGCAAAUGUAGUCAGCUCCGCGCAGAACCGUCGUUUCAUAUGUGCUCAGGCUCCGUUGGCUGGAACUGUGGAAGAGUUUUGGAAGAUGAUAAUCUUCUCGGGACUAGAAUUGAUUGUGAUGCUUUGUGAAUUCGUGGAGACAGGCAAACAAAAAAGUGCUGUUUAUUUUCCGGCCAAAGUAGGAGCUUCGAUGAAGAUUGGGAAGCUGUGCACAGUUACUAAGAUUUCCAGUGAGAGUGUAAGAUUUAUUUUUUCAAUUCGAGAUUUUCAAUUAGUUCUUCAGCUCGACAAAACUUUGACAAUGUCAACGUUACGUAUAACGAAAAAGGACAAACAAGAUGCUACGUUGACUGUGAAGCACAUCCACUGGCACAAUUGGCCAGACCAUGGAGUUCCUGAUAAUUUUAUAUCUCCAUUGCGUCUUUUGAAUCUCUACAGGGCCAGCCCAAAACCGAUCAUUGUCCACUGCUCCGCUGGUGUAGGUCGAACAGGAACUCUCGUUCUGAUCUUCAUAAUCCUGGAGUCGUUCAGUCUCCCGGAUUUUGCUGGUGUUCCACGUCUUCUCGCAAAACUUCGAGAAGAAAGAUUCAAAUCGAUUCAAACGGAGAUGCAGUACUUGUACGUUCAUCGAUGCGUACUAGAGUAUUUGGUCUACAAAAAGUAUCAACAUUCGAAAGAGGACUAUGCAAAGUUUGUCAAGGUAAGUUCUAGAAAGUUCUCUAUUCUCAAAAGGGAUUGGUUUCAGCAUUACAAAGCAGCUGAGAAGACUGCGGCAUAA